AACCACCAAGCAAACGAAAAGAUAGCAAGCAAAGAAACGGAGGUCGUCAGAAGUCAUGACAUGGAAACCCUCCCCCCGAGAGUCAUCCACUAUGAGCCAUGCACCCCUCGCUACGAAACACCUGGACGCCCGCCGUCAACGUCGUGACAUGGUUUCUCCUGGCCACGGCCAUUCUCAGCGUUCUGACGCGGUUGGGAACCAAAUACUGGAUCUUUCGGAAGUGGACCGUCGAUGAUGGGCUGGCACUGGGUUCCUUGAUCUUCUGCGCUGGCCAGUCUCUCGCCGUCUCCAUGGCCACCGCCAAUGGAUACGGCCAGCGGUUUGAUACGCUGCCCGCGACGGGCAUCGACAGGAUGAUGAAGUCGCAAUAUGCCGCAACCCUCCUCUGCAUCCCGAGUAUGGGCCUGUCCAAGCUGGCCCUCAUCCGUUUCGUGCAAGACCUGACGCCCGCUGCCCCCGACCGUCGCGUCGCCGUUUGGCUCCACGUCUUGGUCGUCGUCUGGGCUGCUGUUGGGGUCAUCUCUGCCGCCUUGCAGUGCCGUGUGCCCCGUCCUUGGGACUACAUCUACGGGGAGUGCUUUGAUCGGAUGGCCUGGUGGCAGUACCUGGGAGCCAGCAACAUCCUCUCCGAGGGAGGCAUCAUCGCGCAGGCGAUGAUGGUAAUCGUCAAGAUCCAGACCCAUGGGAGGAAAAAAGCUGUUCUGGGGACUGUGUUUGCGCUGCGUAUUGUGGUCAUCGUCGCCAUCCUUAUCCAACUGAUUUACGCAUCCAAAACCGCCCAUAGCACGGACGUGACCUUUGACACCUGGCCCGUCGCGGUCGCCACGCAAUUGACCCAGUGUCUCAGCAUUGUGACAGCGUGUUCGCCGCAGUUCAAGCCCUUCCUCGACAGCCUCCGAUCGACGGGAAUGAGCUUGGAGGGAAAAUCCCGCUAUGGAAGCUCGCAGAAGGGCUAUGGCUCCCAGACCUCCGCCCGUUUCCGUCGCGGCAUCUCCCAGAGUGAGGCCCAUGAGCUGAUGCCACUCCCGCUGCGAGGGACCAGCCAGACUAUCGUGUCGACGGCGGGGAUCUCGCCCGACUCCGACGCAGAGAGCCAAGGAAGCCAGUCCCGGAUCAUUCGGGAAGUGCGAACCUGGACGAUCACCGAGGCCCCGGCGGGUAAAUAGAAGAAUGCUGGAAGACUCUGCAUGGGGUUGGGUUGGCAUUGGAGGGUGGUCUGAUGGACAACUAAUUUCCUGAUAUUGCGGCGCAGAGUGAUUGUAGAUUAAUAGCCACAGGGAUGGCAAUAUUAUUUCCAACAGAAGUUGAGCGACAUCAGUCCAUAGGGUCGUCGGAGAGGCCACCAAGGAGGAUAUUGGGCAAACGACGAGCGUCC
Molecule: messenger RNA, 1375 nt
Organism: Aspergillus candidus
Lineage: Eukaryota; Fungi; Ascomycota; Eurotiomycetes; Eurotiales; Aspergillaceae
Exons: 5
Coding region: 99-1166 (355 amino acids)
Source: RefSeq, a predicted model, not a curated record